AUGAGCGCCCAAGACCACGACGCACCCUCUGUCAAAGACCCCAGGAUCGCAUCGUCCGCCAACUCGACCAUCGACGAGGACGACGCUGCUCUCCAAAAAUGGGGUCCUCAUCUCCCCAUUCUACUCUCCCCAUUCUACUCUCCCACCUCCGCAUCCAUCUUCAACUACUCCAUCGUCAUCUGGGGCGCCGCCACCAUAUUUGGGUUUAUCAGCUGGCUGGUGACGAGCCCCGAGACGUGGUUGCAUCAGGAACGGGUGGAGAGGAUGAAGGAGGUGGCUGGUGGGGAGGAAAAGGGUUCGAGGUUUGGGGUGGAGGGGGAGAAGAAGGAGGUGGUGGGGGAGAAUGUCGGGAUUAGCGGGGCGUAA
Cryptococcus wingfieldii CBS 7118 is the source of this 366-nucleotide messenger RNA. RefSeq lists its product as hypothetical. Bases 1 to 366 code for a protein of 121 amino acids. NCBI's taxonomy places the organism in Eukaryota, Fungi, Basidiomycota, Tremellomycetes, Tremellales, Cryptococcaceae. The transcript has 3 exons. The record is from RefSeq and is a predicted model, not a curated record.